This is a messenger RNA of Anthonomus grandis grandis, 3322 nucleotides long. RefSeq names its product armadillo repeat-containing protein 2. Bases 373 to 3159 code for a protein of 928 amino acids. The record is from RefSeq and is a predicted model, not a curated record. NCBI's taxonomy places the organism in Eukaryota, Metazoa, Arthropoda, Insecta, Coleoptera, Curculionidae. The transcript has 14 exons. Gene Ontology annotation, biological process: cilium organization.
AAUUUCCAAACGGCCCAUCAUCGGCCUGACAGGACAUCAAUUUACGGAUGUCGAUGACAUUACAGUAUUUUGCCCCAAUUCUAUUUUGAAUAAUAUAAAGAAAAUCGAUCCGGUUCGCGUGCCAUGCCCGAAAGCCAAGUUUUUCCAGAAAUAAUCGAUAUACCGUAAUUCCGUUCUGGAAAAUACCCUCUGUUUUAAACUAGUGAUUGUCGUGGAAAGGUCCAAGUGCGUCGUUUAAUAUUCUUCGCAUACUCAUUUAUACGGUGUACCAUAGCUGUGAAGUUGUUUUAUAGUUACUAAUCUAAUGACGAAAUAUCUAACUGGAGUAGUUGUAAUUAAGCUUAAUUAAAAUGUGCAAGUCUUGUAGCCACGAUGAUGGAAUUUAAGAAUUUUUUAUCGAAACCGAAAAACCCUGUCAACUUUUCUCCCGGUUAUUCAGAUGGACAAAGUUCUACAAGAAAAACGAGUGCUGAAAUUAUCAACGAAGCAAGAUUGGCCAUUAAAGAAUGUCAAAAUCCGGAAACAAGCUAUUCAUCUUCUGGAAUUAAGCCGCUACAGACUCAACGACCGUUCACUCCGCGAGAUAAAGAAAGACAUCUCUAUGGCAGCAAGAAAGCGAAAGGAGAUAGACCUCCGAGUUCUUUCAGCUUACGAUAUCUUCAAAAUGAAACCGACCUUCCAGUAACUCCCCCCGACAAAUCCUCAAAUUUAUUUACACCUCAUCAUGUAUCAAAGCACCCGCCCACGCCACGGAUUGACGAACUCAGAACUCACAAUCGCUCAAGCUCAUUGGGCGAACUUAACGGAAGCAUAUUCAACAUUGGGGUGAAAGAAACUUGCAAAAUCCGAUUGCCUUCUUUGGAUAAUAGGCUAUUGCAGAAGAGGAAGACCUUUCAGAACACCUCCUCACUUGAUAAUUUACCAGAAGAAUCGGAAAUUAAUAAUACAGAAAAAGCACAGGACACUAGAAAGGCGUUUAGUUCACCGCAGGAGCGUACGGAUUUUGAUCAAAGCGGAGACUUUAGUAAGCCGAUAACAAAGCAAUCUACCCUAUCGGAAUGUCUGCUUUUGGGACCGCAAAACCUGACCAAGAUCUUUGAUAAUAAGCAGAUUGUUGAACAUUCCGAAACCCUAUUUACUAGUACAGGUUACCUUACUAAUCAACUAAAUAAUUUGCACAAUAAACGGGGGAUCGCGACAGAUCCAGGUGGGUUAAAAGGGUGGGGAACGUUUGAGUCGCAUUUUAGCACUGUGGGCGUCACGAACGAUUUAAAACCAAGAACCAUAGACGACAUCCUUAAGAAUUUAAAUAAAAUAGACCUUCAAAACUAUGACGACGAAACUGUGAAAGCACUUCUGGAGGAACUGUACGAGUUUAUGGAAAACGACGGAAUGCUCAAUUCGAAAGUCAGUUCAAAGCUGAAAAUUGUUAUUUUGAAAAGCCUUUAUAGGUUUGUCGAGUCGAAAAAUGAACAGAUUCUGAUUAGCAUAGCUCAAGUUAUUUUGGCAAUUAAAGUGACUGGCAAUAAUCUCAGUGGGGUGUGCAAGCUGAUAUUUAAAAUAUCAAAAAAUGACCAUAAUGAUAACCUGUUUUUCAGAAAAAACCUUCUUGAAUUAUUUUUGGAUGCUCUUGGACGGUCAAGCCCCCUAGACGACGCAGAAGCAUGCGUAUACGCAUACGGGGCCCUUAAGUUCCUAACUAUGAACGGCCAGCUUUUGCAAAAAGUGGUGGAACUAGGCAUUUUGCCCUUAAUGGUUUUGCAUAUCAAGAUUAUAAAUAAUGCUAAACAAGAUAAAGCUCCUUUACCCAAGCAAACCAACCAUGUGCUGUUCCAACUUACUGGAGCCUUAAGAAACUUGGUAUCUGAGGAGCAUAUUUAUGACAGUUUUAUUUUCUGUGGAACUGUUUUUCAGGUUUGUCAAUCUUUGGAGCUAUUUUGUAAUGAUCAGGAUAUUGUUGCUAACAUAUCCAGAACCUUAAGCACCAUUUCAACUAAUGACGUUUGCUGCGAUAGUUUAGUUGAAAUCGACGGCAUUUAUAAGAUUUUUAUAAAACUUUUUGGUUUAUAUGAAACCAAUGAGGAAAUUAUUGUACGUUUAGCUUACACCUUGGGCAAUAUUGUUGCUAAAAUUGACAAUAGCAGAGUUAAGUUUUUCCAUGAGGAAAAUUCGAUCAACAGUUUACUAACCCUAUGGACAACGUACUUAGAAAGAACACUUCAAUUGUGUUCCUUAAAACUAGAAAAUCAAGAUGUUAACAAUGGAGCAAGCGAAGAUGUUAUGAUAAAGGUGAUAAGAGUGAUAGCAAAUGUGGUAAUUAAUCCAGAAAUAGGGCAAUUAUUAAAUGAGAAGUUUGGAAACAGAUUGAUUGAUGAAUUUUUAAAAGUCUUAAUAAGUAAUCCUUUUAAAAAGAAUCAGGAACUUGUGUUAUCGAUUCUGAGCACCUUAAAUAAUUUAUCUUAUUAUUAUUCAAGUGAUUUGGAACUGGAUGUCUUCCAUGUUAAACAGAUCGAUAUUGCUGAAGGUAUAAUGGAAUAUACCAGAUCCAGAAACAGCGAUUGUAUUAUCGAAACAAUGAGGAUUCUGGGAAAUUUAUCCAGAUCAAAAAUUACACGGAAUUAUAUUUCGGAAACUGAAAUUUUUAAUACAUUAAUCCAUUUGCUGGAUACUGAUGAACCUACUCUGCUUAAAACAACAAUAGGAGUGUUUGUUAAUUUGAUGUCAGAUAACAAAGCUCGUAAACUUUUUAAAAACAAAGCAGGGGUGUCAAAGUUGGUUGAAAUUCUCACUAAAUUUUGUGAAAACGAUUGGUCUCUUGGGAGUUUAAUAUGCCAAGUCUUGUGGAAUUACUGUAUUGACACUGUUGACCUCUAUGAACUGUUUAGCGAAGGAGAAAUCCAUCAGUUGUUGGUACUUCUUGCUGACCACUUGGAUGAAGAAAAACUUUUUGGGAUAGAUGAAGUGACAAGAGAGAUGGAAUUAUUUGUUACACAAGAAUAUCUGAUCUGGGAAGAGUUUGCUAAUGUUGCUACAAAUCUACUGGAGAAAAUUGAGUAUUUUCUUGAUACAUUUGAUCAAAUCCAGAUUGAAGAUAAUGAAAAAAGCCCAAGGCCUGUGACCAAGGAGUCUAGCACAAAUGUUAGCUACUCGGCAUGGUAGUAGGUGCUGACAAAUUAUUUAAUAAUAAUAUACUCUAUUUUAAAAUCUAUGUAGCAAAUUUAGAAUUAGGUAUACUUUUUGUAUUGAACCUGGAUAGUGUAGAAAAAGAUAUUGAUCUUAUAUUUAUAAUAUAUAUUACAAAUGAAAUAAAUUAUAUACCCUA